Molecule: messenger RNA, 4017 nt
Organism: Coffea eugenioides
Lineage: Eukaryota; Viridiplantae; Streptophyta; Magnoliopsida; Gentianales; Rubiaceae
Product: probable disease resistance protein At4g27220
Exons: 3
Coding region: 311-3424 (1037 amino acids)
Molecular function (GO): protein binding; ADP binding; ATP hydrolysis activity
Source: RefSeq, a predicted model, not a curated record
AUGAGUCUGAUUUCCAAAACCUUCCCCGUGAUCUCCCAAUUUUUACUCUCUCUCACCAGUGUUGAUCAUGUUCUCAUUCAUUCGUGUCUCUACAUGAACAGGUAUUGAAAACUAGCCCACAAAGUAGAAGCCAGAAAAGCAAUUAUUGGCGGGUUUGGCAGCUUAUCAUCUUUCUCAACUUCUUCCACUUCAAGCAUACAAAUAAGGGCUGAGAUUUUUGUUUUCAACAUUUCAAGAGUCUUGCUGUUCUCAAGUUCUUCGAGAUAACUUGGCCUGAUUUCAAGGUAAGGGAGUUCACUAGAAAUUAACAAUGGAGGCGCUUGGGAAUUUGGCAUUAGACAGAGGAAGGAGGUACGUGAAUUUGGAUGAUAAUCUUUGGUCGCUCGAAACCAAGUUGCGAAGAUUAGUCGGCAGAAAAACUGACCUCGAGUCGCAAGUGACAGAUGCAGAAAGAUCAGGUACUAAGAAAAGGAAAAGGGAGGUUGAGAUUUGGUUUGAGGAGGUAGCAACAGUAGAAAAUGAAUUUCGUGCAUUGAAAAAGAGCAUACAAGAGGGUGGAUUUCUAGAAAAUGCAAUUAGCAGUGGGGAUAGAGUGGCGAAAAUGGAUGCAAUUGUAGAGCAAUUGAUGGAGCAAAGUAAUCAUUUUGAUGGGCUUUUGCUUGAGGCUUUUGAGAACAGAGGUGAGCCACGAGUGACAACAAAAUUAUUUGGAGAAAUGUUUGACAGAGGUUUGAAAGCAAUCUGGGCGUGGUUGGUCAUUGAUAGCAUCUCAAACAUUGGGAUUUACGGAAUGGGAGGUGUGGGUAAGACUACAUUGGCGAAACACAUCCAUAAUCAUCUCCUUAAUAGAACUCAAUUCAAGGUUUAUUGGAUUACUGUCUCUCAAGAAUUUAGCAUCAAAAAGCUGCAAGAUAACAUUGCUAAACGCCUAAGGCUUGAUCUGUCAUACGAGGAUGAUGAGGAUAGCAGGGCAGCCAUUUUGUCCAGGGCAUUGGUGAAGCAGUCUGUCCUCAUACUCGAUGAUGUUUGGCAAGAAUUUUCUUUUGAAAAGAUUGGAAUUCCCCUUGGUGCAAACAAAUGCAGAGUGAUCUUGACUACUCGGUCACUGGUAUUAUGCAACAGGAUUAGCUGUCAAAGGGUAUUUGAAGCUAAAACUUUGGCUACAAAUGAAGCUUGGGAUUUGUUCAAACAUACACUUGACCCUAAGACAGUGCUUCAUGAAGAGGUGGAAGAAAUUGCCAAGUCCGUUGCGAAAAGGUGUUCUGGUUUGCCUCUUGGUAUUGUCACAGUGGCUGGGAGCAUGAGAGGUGUGAACGAGAUGUGCGACUGGAGAAACGCAUUGAAACAAUUGAAAGCAUGUUCAGUAGGGCAUGAUGAGAUGGAACGAGAUGUGUUUCCAAUCCUAGAAUGGAGUUUCAAUCGGUUGAAUGAAUGUCAAAGGAAUUGCUUCUUGUAUUGCUCUCUUUAUCCGGAAGAUUAUAAAAUAAAAAGAGAGGAACUAAUAGACCUGUUUAUUUGGGCAGAGCUGAUGUCAAAACGGGGCUCAAGGUCAAAAGCAUUUGAUGAAGGUCAAACAAUAUUAAACAAACUGAUAAGACUUUGCUUGCUGGAAGAAACUAAAGAUUUCAAAGGGGAUGACUGUGUGAAGAUGCAUGAUUUGGUCAGAGAUAUGGCAUUAAGGAUCACGCAUGGAAACUCCAAACCAGAGAGCAGCAGAGAUGAUGUACCACGAUUCUUGGUGAAAAGCUUAGGACAGGAAGAUUCACAAGCAACAGCACUGGAACAAGAAGAGUGGACACAAGAUCUCCGUGCAGUUUCCUUCUAUGCACAAUGUGUUUUUAGAAUAAUAGAAAUUCCACCAGCCUGGUCACCAAAUUGUCCUAAGCUCUCAACCUUGCUUCUUUCUGAUGUUUUCAUAAAAGAAAUCCCAGAUUCAUUCUUUCAGCACAUGUGUGGACUUAAAGUUUUGAAUCUAUCUCGGUGCGGAGGUAUAACAGAGUUGCCUAAUUCUGUUUCAAACUUGGUGGAUCUCACUGCUUUGAUUUUGGGGAGUUGUGGGGGGGUCCGAUCUAUGCCACCAUUGGGAAAGCUCAAGCAAAUGAGGGAUUUGGACCUAUCCUCCACUCAGAUUCGGAAUUUGCCUCAAGAUUUGGAGUCAUUGGUUAAUCUCGAAAGGCUCAACUUGAAGGAUUGUAUACACCUCCGAUCCGUGCCACCACUGGGAAAACUCAAGCAAUUGAGGGAUUUGGACCUAUCCAAAACUAAGAUUGAGGAUUUGCCUCAAGGUUGGGAGUCACUGGUCAACCUCGAAAGGCUUAACUUGAACCAGUGUUGGGCUAUAAGUCAAAAGAUAAUAAUACCACAAGGGACAUUUUUCCAAUUUCACCGUCUUCAACUGUUAUUAUUGCCAUCCUAUGGUAGGGUACAAGUUAACGAUCCAGAAGUGUUGAACCAAUUAGAAGGUUUUAUAGGAUGUUUGUCUUUUAUGGAUUUCUAUAAAAUUAUUCGGUGGCCAAAAUACUAUAAUAAUGUUUAUAUCAAUGACAUCUUAAAUGAGGAUCCGAGUUUUGUUAAUGAAGUGCGGGGGUUCCCGAAGAAACAACUGCAUUUCCAUCAGUGUAAGCUUGGUAGAGGAUCGAACUAUCUGCCAGAUGAUAUGGAAAGUCUGAUAAUCGAGGAUUGUGAGGGCAUGGGCAUUAGGUGCUUGUCAGAUGUUUUUAAGAAUUUUAUAAAUUUAAGCCACUUAUCUAGAUUGGAUAUUAAGGAUUUGGUUGGAGUAGAGUUCCUCUGGCAAUUGUCCUCUGCUUCUCCAUGUGAUCAGUUGAAAGUCUCGUCUUUUAGUCCACUCUGUGGUCCUAAAAUUCUAACCCUCUACAGGUUGCCAAAUCUGGUUGGUCUUUUUUACGGAGAAUCAGAACCAUAUUUGCUUCCAGCUGGCACCUUUUCUUCCCUUAGAGAAUUGUGGAUUUCUGGAUGUCACAACAUGAAGCAGCUAUUCACAGUGCAGUUGCUGCAGAACCUUCAAAAUCUUGAAGAAUUAGACGUUACCAAUUGUGACUACCUUGAGGAGAUAGCAGCAGAUGACGAUGGAGUAGGACAAGGAGGAGGAGAAGGCAUCCAAUUGACUUCAAGUGAAGCCACCGCCACUGUCGUCCUUCCGAAAUUGGGGUGGUUGGGUCUGGAAAACCUACCACAACUAAAGAACAUUUGCAAGGCAGCCAUGAUCUGCAAAUCAAUCUGGUCCAUUAAUAUAUUGGAUUGUCGAAAUUUAAAGAGGCUGCCUUGGUUUCUUUCCACCAUCGACGGACCACCAUCUCCACCCAGCACUCUAGAGAUCAUAGGAGAAAAAGAAUGGUGGGAAUCAUUAGAGUGGGACAAUUCUUACCCAAAAGAUGCCCUUGACCCACUUUUUAGUGCAUGGUGAUGAAGUUCGAACUGGGUGUUGAAGGCUACCUAUUUGAUCAAAAUCAUGAUUGGUUCUCAUGUAUGUGAUUCCUCCCUUACCUCUAGUCUUGUCUUAACAAGUAUCCGCUUUCUUUGACAUUUUCCAAAAUAUGAUCUACUUCUCCACUAGUGUAGAUUUCCUAUUGUGUAGGAAUCAAUAUUAGCUAUUUCGAUGUUGCGGUGCAGACCUACCAACACCCUUUCUUCAAUUAAUUUACGUGGUUUACUAUAUAUAUAUUCUUUUUCUUUUUCUUUUUUGGUUUUGACGUUUUUGAUGGGAAAAUGGAUUUAAGUACAUUAUUUUCUCUCUCUUUCUUUCUUCUUAUUUAUUUUUGAGUUCAAAUGUGAUUAUAAAUUUCUUUUUUCAUUUUAUGCUGUGGAAUAUUCUCUGUCUUUCCCUUUUUCUGGAGAGGCUCAAGUUUUCCUUUGCCGACUACCUUUCCGAUGGAGACGAAUUGCUAACUGCACCCUUUUCUUGUAAUCAUUGAUAUAAUCUAGUUCAUUUCUGAGUUUAGUGUCUUUAUUAAUAUACUCUGUGAAUGAACUGAUCUCUAUGUUCUUUUCUUUUUUUCA